Acanthopagrus latus (yellowfin seabream) is the source of this 5516-nucleotide messenger RNA. RefSeq names its product serine/threonine-protein kinase 32C-like. The transcript is spliced from 13 exons. Gene Ontology annotation, molecular function: G protein-coupled receptor kinase activity; ATP binding; G protein-coupled receptor binding. The record is from RefSeq and is a predicted model, not a curated record. Gene Ontology annotation, biological process: protein phosphorylation; G protein-coupled receptor signaling pathway; regulation of signal transduction. Lineage: Eukaryota; Metazoa; Chordata; Actinopteri; Spariformes; Sparidae. Bases 853 to 2013 code for a protein of 386 amino acids.
AACCAGUCCUGCCGACUUGAAGCGACAGCAGCGCUAGUACAAAGUUCAAGCUUUUAUUUUUAAGGCAAAAUCGUUGGACUUCCGGUUACGUUGCACUUGAUUGCGUGUAGCUCGACGCAGCUCCUACUCUCAGCACCGACAAAACAUAAGUCUCUCGGUUUGGCUGGCAGGGUACGGAAGACAACUGAACGCAACCAGAACCGAGUGAUUGUAUUUACCUCCAACUGAGCCGGACCGAGCGGUCUUUCCUUCCGAAUUAUCCCGCAGUCCGUCGGCGCCCGCCACGUUUGUUCUCCCGAGGUUUUAGACAAGAGUUUAAGUCGCGGUGCUCAGACUGUGGGCUGACUGAAUAACGGAUAAAAAAAAAAAAACGAACAUAACGGACACGGUUCGGGUGAAAUGUAUGGUUAUGAACACAGUCUUUUGAGGAGGGUGUCCGACACAGAGCUGUAGUUUCUCUUCAAGAGGCGAGGAAUGCACUCUGAGCAUCAAUGUUUCACUGGGGCAAGUGGAAGAAGAGGAUGGGAGCCAACAGUUCUUCAAAGAGACCAGUUUUCGAUGAGAAGGAAGAUGGAGGCUAUUUGUAACUGAGAGAAUGAGGUCAGAGGAAGGUGAUUCUGUCCGUCACAUGAUUACGAGAGGAGAGAACAGGACAGGACUGGGAGCCUGUUGGCCGGCCUCUUUGAUGUCAGAAUACCACACCACCCACCACCAUCGCUGUACCUCUUUAUGUAGAGCUCCGAGUUCACUGUGCUGCCAGAGGUGAACUUUGACCACUUCCAGAUACUGCGGGCGAUUGGGAAAGGCAGCUUUGGAAAGGUAUGCAUUGUGCAAAAGAGGGACACCGAGAAGAUGUAUGCCAUGAAGUACAUGAACAAACAGCAGUGCAUAGAGAGAGAUGAGGUCCGAAACGUCUUUAGAGAGCUUGAGAUCCUACAGGAAAUUGAACAUGUUUUUUUAGUAAAUCUCUGGUACUCGUUCCAGGACGAGGAGGACAUGUUCAUGGUGGUGGACCUCCUGCUGGGGGGAGAUCUGCGCUACCACCUGCAGCAGAGUGUCCAGUUCAGCGAGGACGCUGUCAAACUCUACCUCUGUGAGAUGACCCUGGCACUUGACUACCUGCGAAGCCAGCACAUCAUCCAUAGAGAUGUCAAGCCAGACAAUAUCCUGCUGGAUGAACAAGGUCACGCUCACCUGACAGACUUCAACAUAGCAACGAUCAUAAAGGACGGGGAGAGAGCCACAGCUUUAGCUGGAACCAAGCCCUACAUGGCCCCAGAGAUCUUCCAGUCUUUUGUAAGUGGAGGGACGGGGUACGCCUUUGAAGUAGACUGGUGGUCACUAGGGGUGACGGCAUUCGAAGUGCUGCGUGGAUGGAGGCCCUAUGACAUCCAUGCCAGUAACUCAGUGGAGUCUCUGAUUCAGCUCUUCAGUACAGUCAGUGUCCAGUACAACUCAGCCUGGCCCAAGGACCUGGUUUCCCUCCUGAGGAAGCUACUGACAGUGAACCCGGAGCAUCGUUUCUCUGGCCUGUCUGACAUGCAGACAUCUCCCUACCUCGCUGACGUCAACUGGGACGCCGUGUACGAGAAGAAGAUGGAGGCUGGAUUUGUUCCUAAUAAAGGUCGCCUCCACUGCGACCCCACCUUUGAGCUGGAGGAGAUGAUCUUGGAGUCGCGCCCCCUUCACAAGAAGAAGAAGAGGCUGGCCAAGAACCGAUCUCGAGACAACAGCAAGGAUUCACAGUCUGAGAAUGACUACCUACACGAGUGCCUUGAAGUGGUGCAGCAAGAGUUCAUGAUCUUCAACCGUGAGAAGUUGAAACGGCGUCAGGAGGAGGGUCAGUCAGAGGCCGGGGGCGAUGAUGAUGGUGGAGACGGCGACGGAGAGGCUGAAGCCGGGGGCACUGACGAUGACGCGCUCGAGCCAGAACCAGAACCCGAGCCGGAGCCCGAGUCCUCCUCCAAACUGAGCAUGUGCGGUUCGGUGUGCUCCUCCCCCGGCAGCUGCUAGCGCCACAUCGCCUCAAAGUGACGGUCGCAGGUCUCUCUGGAUGCUGCUGCCAUGCCAAUAGAUACGUUCUCACCUCCCUCCUCUGUUGUAGCCAGGAGCGGAGGAAAACGCACAGCAGGUCCGACUUGACGCACAGCAGGACCCAACACGGCUCCCACCAUUCCCCCCUCCUUAUUUUUUUUUUAUUUUAUUUUUUUUGUUCUGUAGCAUCCUUCCGGUAAGGCAUGAAUGAAGCAGAUUUCCAGAGAGUCCCUGCCUACUGUACCCCCUAGAGUAAGCUCUAACUUCUAUGCAAUGUUACAGUAUAGCAUGACAAAUAAGGUAUCACUUACUAGGAGGUGUUGUUCACAAGCAGAAAGCUCCGCGAGCAUGACGACAUCCUGAGCAAUAGCAGUCGGCAGUUUUUUGGAGGGGUCGGUGGUUUUUCGGAGGAGACGCCCUCUCCGCCUUCCUGCUUCAAAUCUGAUGGGGACGACUGAAUUAUUCAGCACACGCAGGCACUCACUUUAUAUUAUUGCCUGUGUCUUCAGCUCACUCUUCCCCUCGGCCCUGUUUCAUGUUAGGUUUGCCCUAAUUCGGAGCAACCGUUCUUCAUUUCCCCCAGAGCACCUUCCUCCUGUUGCAACACCUUCCCAGGACACAUUUACAGUAAGUGUUAAUUUGCAGUCGGCCAAGAACAUGUGGCUGGUUUCAUGUUGUGAACCUGUUUAAAGUGGUGCCUGUUGAUGAUAAUCAGUAUUCGUUAAUCACAUCGUAGCCAUGGGUGCGUUAUAGUUUAAAAUGCUAGUGUGAAGCAAACUAUUCCUUUCGCAAGCUUUUUUUUUUUUUUUUAAGGACGAUAAGGUACUGUCAUUUACGGGGAAUCAGUACAGCAAUCAGAAUGAGCGGUUUUACUUGUCACUGUGUCUGUAAUGGUUACCAAAAUUUAGCAUUUUAGCCCUGCACCAUGCUCAAAGAGCAUACGGAAACACUGCUCUGGGGAUUAAAUACCAAUCACCAACAAUCCCAUCCUUUAAGAAUCUAUUAGAAAGCUCUGUUUGCUUCACUACACGUCAUCAUCUCUUUAAGUGCUUGGUUAGUGUAACGAUCAUCUCCCUGUAGAGCUUGUUUCUGGGCUGUACUUAAAUGUGUAGCUGUGCCCUGCUGGUACUUCAACUCGUAGAGAUGAGCUAGUCUAUUACUGUCAUAGUGAUAGUGUUACCUUUAAGGUGGGGCCAUUAAUCUCAGUCUGAACACCUGAGAACAUGUAGCAGAGGUCCACCUUGAAACCCUAAGGCCUAAUAAAAUGAAACCCAUGUAAAUAGCAUACAGUGUAGGUAAUUAAACUCACCACAGUUUUAUGUGGGACUGCGAAGUCGACGUAUAAACUAAAGGAAGAGCCGCGUGAAGCUUCACACUGCUUCGCUCUGCUCUUCUUUCCAAGUGUGCAGGCACAACUUGUAGGCAAAAUAUGCCAAAGCUUUUCUACCAUUUGCAUAACCAUUUCUAAGGAACUUUGAGUGUGUGAAUGUAUGUCUCUUUUUCCCAGUAUAACAUAAAGUCAGUGUUCCUUCUGCAAGUGAAAAUACUAUCAUUUAUACAAUCAUAUUGUGAUAAUGUAUAAAGUAUCUAUUUCAGGUAAGGGGGGGAAACUUAAAGUGAUAGUCAGGCAGUUUGGGAAAUGCACCUACUGGCUUUCUUUACAAGAUUUAAAGGAGAAGAUUUAUAGCACCGUCGUGUCUGUGAGUUGAGCUGCGAGGCAAUUAGUUUAAUACAAAGCUUCUGUCCAAGGUGAGAAAUCAACUUACCAAGUCCACCUAAAGCUCACUAAUUAAUUUGAGCUUGAGUUACAGCUAUAAUGUGCAAGAUGUGGCCCGAAUUUUAACUUUUUUAACUUUAUCAACAGAAUGCAAAGGAACAACAGGAUCGAUGCCAGCUAGCCCUGCCUCGUCCUGUCACGUCAUACCGCUGGUCUCAUGAAAGAUGGAAGUAGCAUCUGUAACUGCAAACGGUGCUGCCUCUGUGGUCCAUCGUCUGAUCCUCGUAUUGUGGCGUGUAACAGAGUCCCUCCAGAGUCUCACAGCCUUCAUGCUAAGCUAGGCUAACUGCCUCUUGGCUGCGGCUUCAUACUUCAACACGCAGACAUGAGUGCAGUGUUAAUCUUCUCAUCUCACACUCAGAAAUAAAGCUAAUAGGUGCACUUCCCAAAAUGUUUAACUGUUUCUUUAAACACUAUACAUUAUGAUUAGAUUAAGAAGCUUCUUUAAAGGGAUAUAAAGUGGCAAUCCUCCAAGCCCGCCAAAAUAUGUGAUGGAGUUACUAGUCUCGAGCCCUGUGCUUCUUUUUGCAUGUACCUUUACAGUAUAAGCUUGUUUUUGCCAAAGCCUGGAGCCUUGAGCCUUACUGGCUGAUUUGUGCAUGUACAAGCUUUUGGUAAUUAGCAUACCUCAGUGCUCACCUGAUUAUAGACACAGUCCAAAUCAGAGUAUAACUGGCCUGCGUAAAUGUUUCUGGACAGUGAGUUUCGUGAACUUUAAACUGUACAAAAAUCGUAUAAUUCCAGUGUUAUAUGGACGGCAUGAUAUUUUUAGAUGAUAUGCAGUACCUUUUGGCAUCCCAUAGAUUGUCUUAAUGCUUAAUGGUCAAGUAUACAGGCUCGUGCCCUUGCUGGAUGAGUGGAAUGAGGUCAGCAGUCGUGUGUGUGAUGUCUCCUUCUGUGGGAUUUAAAUGUUGCAUUAUCGUCUGUGCGGCAAAGGAAGAAUAUUUGGAACUGGGGCAGGUUUUCACUUCACCCCAGCACAGAAUUUACUGCAUUAUUAAAAAAAACACUGAAUGUCUCCAUUCGUGGCGAAGAAGGCUCAGUUAUUUCCAAGACUCAUUAAAGCAGCCUACAGACCAUCCGAGUCAACACAGGCCUGAGGUGGAUGUGUCUUUCUGUUAAUCAUUUGUAAAUGGAUAAAGAUUUUUAUUUAAGUGAAGCUUUUCUCAAAGUUACGAUACUAACCCACAGUUGGGAGUUGUUCCUCGAUAUAUCAGUGAUCAUUUCUAAUUGGACUGUGCUUGCAAUUCCUCCUGACCCUCCUGUCCCUCUUUAUGUGUUAAUGUUCUGGAUGCUGUUAGGUGUUUUUAAAAAAAAAAUGUAAAAAAGGCAUUGUGCUAGUGUUUGACCAGCAACAGCAUGUCUCCUAUUCAGCCAUUUUUUUCCGACGGAUUCUCUCGAGGUGUACCAUUCUGUAGAUGUCUUAACUCUGUGGAUUACAGUUUGAAACUCAGUGCCCUGUCAAGAAAACAAAUCAAGAAGAAGAAGAAGAAGAAGAAAAACAUGUGAUUUUCACCACUCUUUUUCCUCCUUGUGAUCCUAUUUUGCAUAACGUUUCCGUGCUGCAGGAUUUUUAACGGGGAGUCAGUGAAAAAGCCUUGUUACUGUACCAACUGAAACUGCUCCGUGUGUUUAAAAAAAUAAAAUAAAAUAAAAAUGCUGCUUUAACUUGCUUUGAUAAAGAAAUAAAUCUCCUUCCAGUAAU